CCCCCGUCAAUAUAUUAGCACUGUAAUGUUUCAGGCCACCAAACGCAUACUCUCUCUCUAGAAUCUAGGGCUUGACUUUAUCGAUUCUAUCAAACUUUCCCUCUCUAUUCUAUUAUAUGCAUCCAAACGCGGCAUUUCCACGCCAUUUCAAUUCCUCUCCGGUUCUCUCUCUUCAAACAGGUAAAAGUUUUCUCUUCCCUCUGAUCCAAGCGUCGUCGUCUCUGAAGUUCAUCCCCACUCAUUAUUCUGAGCACAAUUCUCUUCAGAAGAAGACGCGAUAAACGGCGUCGUCCCUUUACAGCUCGUUUUACCUGCUUGUUUUUUGUGUUUUGGAGAACGACUCAGAAUUGAGUUGAGUUCGUCUAGACUGAACCUGAAACACUGUUGAGCUGGUUCUUUGUUUUUGAGAAAAAAGAAAAUUAAUCACGUCGUCGUUCCGGUGUCGCGUUUUGACGUGAAAAAGGAGAUUUGGAUAUCAGUAUCUAGCGUUGGAUUGUUGUGAAGUUGAGACAACAAUGAGUACGCAAAUUUUGGAGAUUCAGCCCAGAGAAUUGAAAUUCUUAUUUGAAUUGAAGAAGCAAAGCUCAUGCUCAGUUGCGCUAACUAACAUGACCAACCGCCAUGUUGCUUUUAAGGUUAAAACUACAUCCCCUAAGAAAUACUGUGUGCGACCAAAUGUUGGUGUUAUCUUACCAAAAUCUACUUCUGAAUUUUCAGUUACAAUGCAAGCUCCAAGGGCAGCACCACCUGAUAUGGAAUGCAGAGAUAAGUUCUUAAUCCAAAGCACAAUUGUUUCUUCUGGGACAACUGAUGAGGAUAUUACAGCUAGCAUGUUUGCUAAAGAUGAUGGCAAGUACAUUGAAGAGAAAAAGUUAAGAGUAACUCUUAUUAGCCCACCCAACUCACCAAUGCUGUCACCAAUCAAGGUAGACUUGAAGCAGGGGCUGGGGCAUGAAGCUUUGAAUGAUCAAGUAUUUGGUGGGGUUGCAAUCCUCCCUCAACAGAACAUGUAUGCGAUGAAGCAGGUUACAAGGGAUGCAAAGUUCACAUCUGUUAAUAGCAAGGAGUCCAAGCCAAUAACGGAUGCUGAGUUGAAACCAGCAAAGGAUGUGGAGUUGAAACCAGCAAAGGAUGUGGAGUUGAAACCAGCAAAGGGUGUGGAGUUGAAACCAGCAAAGGUUGUGGAGUUGAAACCAGCAAAGGAUGUUGAGUUGAGACCAGAAAAAGAUGUGGAGUUGAGACCAGAAAAAGAUGUGGAGUUGAGACCAGCAAAAGAUGUGGAGUUGAAACCAACACAGGAUGUGGAGUUGAAACCAUCAAAGGCUGUGGAGUUGAAACUAGCAAGAGAUGUGGAGUUGAAUGCAGAAAAGAUUGUGGAAGACUUGAAGUUGGUUAAAGAUAUUCAGGAGAUAAAAUCAAAGCUAAAUGAACUUGAAUUAAAGCUGAGCCAGGCUGAAGUUACUAUUUUAAAGCUAAGAGAGGAGAGGAGUUCAAGCAUUCAGGAGAGAAAAAAAUUACAGGAGCAAUUAGCACAACUGAACCAAAGGGGGGUGAGUGUGAAAAGAGUCCAAGUUGGGUUUCCUCUACUAUAUGUUUGUAUGGUGGCGCUUAUCAGUGUUGCUCUUGGAUACUGUCUUCACCCUUGAAACAAUGUGUAUGAAGCUACUACCGUCAGUCAGUAGUUAGAUAAACACGUAUAAAAUCAUUUUCCUCUCAUUAUAAAUGUAUAGAUGAGGUAUAGAGGGGACAGUCUAGCCAAUAUACUCACAGAUAAGUGAAGUGUAUGUAUACACGUUGUUCUCAUCCCCAUAAAAAGGGGAAAAAAAACCAUGUGAAAGCUUUGGUUGAUAGCCAAGAAGCCAUCUUUUUGUUUGUGCAGACAUGUUAUUGUGAAUUUGUGAUACUGGGGUUGAAAGUUUGGAACAAAAAUUAGAAUGAGAAUUAGAGGCAUGAUGAUUUUAAGGAUUA
Prunus persica (peach) is the source of this 1968-nucleotide messenger RNA. RefSeq names its product vesicle-associated protein 2-2. NCBI's taxonomy places the organism in Eukaryota, Viridiplantae, Streptophyta, Magnoliopsida, Rosales, Rosaceae. Gene Ontology annotation, biological process: endoplasmic reticulum membrane organization. The record is from RefSeq and is a predicted model, not a curated record. The coding region runs from base 516 to 1646 and encodes 376 amino acids. Gene Ontology annotation, cellular component: plasma membrane; endoplasmic reticulum membrane. The transcript has 9 exons.